UCCAAAAUACAGUCGGUCUCACCAUCUCUCUCGGUCUCCGAUUUGACACAGUAUGAACGAACCCCACAUCUUCAUCACUUUCCACCCAAUUUAGAUCCCUUCAGCUUCAACCUGUCUCUCUUUCUCUCUCGGUGAAUGUGAUACAAAUACCAAAUUAUAUUAUCUUUGCAACUAUGUAUUGUUUCAAAUAGUUGUAUCAACCCCUACAAUUUGAUCACCAGAACAAAAUUGUUCAUGAAUACAUUUGGGAAUUGGGAGGGAGUAUGUAGGCCGCUGAAGCAACAAGAAAUUGAACCAGGCCAGUGAUGGAGUUACUUGAGGUUGAGGCCCAGGGUGCGCGGAAAGAGCCCAUUAUUUUAAUAAUAUACAAAUAUGUUGAAGUGAAGCCCAAGACAACAAAGUCGAUGUCCAUGGAUCCCUAACCUAACUGGAUUACCUCACCACUCGACCACCACCGCCUGCUCAGCUGCUUCUUCUCCACUUCUCUGGAUCCAUGAUCUGAGAAGGAAGAACACAAACAGAGGAAACUGAAGAAGCAAGCUAUCUUUGUCUUUAUCUAUUUUGUGAAGGUAUGGUUACUUGUUCAACCCUUACUCAUUCACCAAUGGCGAUUUCAUCACUCGCUGGUAUAUCAAUCUCUAAAACUCUAAUUAGAACACCAACCUCCAUCCCAGUUUACAAUCACCUCAACAGAACCCACAACCCCCUUAGAUUAACCCCCUCCACAAAUCUCAAAUCUAAACUCCCCCUCUCUCUCCUCUUCAAAUCCCACGCGCACAAAUCACUCACCCUAAAUUCCCACCAACCAACCCAGAUAAAAUCCCUCUUCACUGGAAUCGUCGAAGAAAUGGGACAAGUCAGGCAACUGGGCUUUGAUGAAUCCGGUGAAUCAUUCGACAUGAUAAUCCAUUCACCAACCGUACUUGAAGAUGUCAACCUUGGCGACAGCAUAGCCGUAAAUGGCACUUGUUUAACAGUCACAGAAUUCGACCCCCAACGAUUGGAAUUCAAAGUCGGGCUGGCUCCUGAGACUUUAAGAAAAACCUCAUUAAUCGAACUGGAACAAGGUUCAGUUGUCAAUUUGGAGAGAGCUGUGAAACCCUCAACCCGAAUGGGAGGCCAUUUCGUGCAGGGUCAUGUGGAUGGUACAGGGGAGAUUGUUUCGAUGGAACCAGAAGGAGAUUCUUUGUGGAUUAAGGUGAAAACAUCACCAGAGAUAUUGAAAUUUAUCGUGCCAAAGGGGUUCAUUGCGGUGGAUGGGACUAGUUUGACCGUCGUGAAGGUGUUUGACGAAGAGGAGUGUUUUAACUUCAUGUUGGUUGAGUAUACACAGCAGAAAGUCGUGAUUCCAUUGAAGAAAGUUGGGCAGAAGGUGAAUUUGGAAGUGGAUAUAUUGGGGAAGUAUGUGGAGAGACUUCUGAGCAGUGGAUUUGUGGAGAGUAUUAAAUCAAGAUGAUCCCAUUUUAAAGGUACUGUUUUUAAGCAUUUAGUUUGAGGUGGAGCUACAAUACAAUGUUUGUGUAAUAAUUUGAGUUUUAUGCUUCAAAUAUAAGUUCUCAGAUCUUGUUUUGGUGAUCAUUUGCUUCUUAAAUGGGGUUGACAGAAUAUGUUGCAUUUCAAGUUCUGAUA
Messenger RNA from Cynara cardunculus var. scolymus (artichoke), 1629 nucleotides. Its product is annotated as riboflavin synthase-like. Gene Ontology annotation, biological process: riboflavin biosynthetic process. The transcript is spliced from 2 exons. The record is from RefSeq and is a predicted model, not a curated record. Lineage: Eukaryota; Viridiplantae; Streptophyta; Magnoliopsida; Asterales; Asteraceae. The coding region runs from base 572 to 1456 and encodes 294 amino acids. Gene Ontology annotation, molecular function: riboflavin synthase activity.